This is a messenger RNA of Leptopilina heterotoma, 3247 nucleotides long. RefSeq lists its product as uncharacterized. The record is from RefSeq and is a predicted model, not a curated record. The transcript has 3 exons. NCBI's taxonomy places the organism in Eukaryota, Metazoa, Arthropoda, Insecta, Hymenoptera, Figitidae. The coding region runs from base 320 to 1174 and encodes 284 amino acids.
GAGCAGACGACAAAACCGCGUGCUAAGCAAAAAACGACGCCAACCGGCAGAUUGUCGCGAGCUACGACGAAAGACUGUUGCGAGCAACAUAUAGAAACGCACAAAAAGCGUAACCAUUGUGUAACUUAAUUGUACUCAAAUUCUCUAUCAGUUUAUGUUCAAUAAAUAGUUAUCUUGUUUGUUAAAUAAUAAUCGCAAUUAGUGUUUUGCUUACUAAGUGCCCUUUGUCUUCCACUACGGAAUAUUUUCGAGCCAUCGCAGAGAGCCAGCGUUACCGAAUGGUGUUAUCUUCAACAAGGAUUAAAUUAUCAGUCUAAACAUGAGCUCCAAUAGUGAUACCGGCGAUAAUCAAACUUCAUCGAUAAUUACCAAUUAUUCUUCAUCUUCGGAAGUAGAAACUGAAAGUGAGGUGGCUGUUCAGUCAACUUUUGCUGUAAAUUUCUCUCCGUCAACUUUAAAUGAAGAUCAAGGUAGCACCUUACCUCCUUCCUCGCCUAAAUCCCUUUUGUCAAUACCACAUUCACCAUCAGUAACACGAAGUAGUAAUAAUUUUAGCGACGAUGAUAAUAAUGUUAGAGACGAUAGCGAUGAUUUUGACGAUGAUAGCGACGAUAAUGAUGAUGAUGUCGGUACUGAUAGUGAUGAUGAUAAUGAAAACCGUUGGCUACAUAAUCCAAUUUAUCAAAAUUCAAGUUCUUGUGGUGGUGAUGCUCUAAUACAGAUUUUAAAAAUUUACGUAUCGAAUCAACUGAGUAAAGAAGCUUUAUCAGACUUACUUACCUUACUUAACACACUGUUACCCGAUAACCACAAUCUUCCGAAAACAAAAUUUAAAUUAUUAAAUUUGAUCGACAAAAUUUUACUAAAUUUACAAUCAAACUACACAACAAAGCACAGAAUUUGUUCAGACUGUCAGAACUACUUAGGAGAAUGGUUAGAUUCACAAGAUGUUAAAAUUUGCUCACGAUGUAACGGUAAAAAAUUGAAAAGUUUUUUCAUAGAAUUUAAUAUUGAAUCUGAACUGCGUAAUGCCUUUGAAGUGAGGGAUCUUCAUUCUUUAAUUGAUUCUUUUCAAACUGAAUGUUUUUUCAAGAAAUUCGGAAAAUGUGUACGAUAUAACGUCUGCUUCAGAGUUUCAGCGUCUAAAAAGAGUUGCAAUACCUGGUCAAUAUGAUUUAUUUUUAAUUUGGUUUACAGAUGGAGUGCAAGUCUCCAAAAGUAGACGCAGUCAAAUUUGGCCAGUAUAUGCUCAAAUUGUUAACGUAGAGCUAAGAUUAAGACGGAGUCUUCAAUUCGUAUGAGGGAUUUUUUACUCAAACCGAUGUACUAAGAAACCAGACAUGAAUUCUUAUCUGCUUCCUUUUACAUUAGCUUUAAGAAAUUUAUUCACAAACGGGUUUGAAUGGAAGCAUAAGACAUUAAAUCGUACAAUGACAAGUAAAGUAAUUGCUCCAAUUGCUUGUUUGGAUGCUCCAGCAAAAGCUGGUGUAUUAAACCUAAUGCUCUACACUGGUGAGUACAGUUGUCCAUGUUGUGAAAUUAAAGGUGAGAGUUGUGCAACCGGUGCUGGUUCAAAUUGGGUAUUUCCAACCGGUUUCGAACAGUCCCCUUUAAGAUCUGAUAAACAAAUGGAAAUUCAAACAACAAUUGUUGAAAAGUUUAAAAAUUUGAAACAUUUCAAAGGCAUUAAAGGUAUGUCAGUUGUUACUAACAUACCGCACUUCAGCAGGUCAAAAGGAUUUAUUUCUGAUUAUAUGCAUGCUGUACUCCUUGGUGUGAUGUCGAGACUUUUAUCUCUUUGGUGUGAUUCUUGUAAGAAUUUGGAAAAUUAUUAUUUGUCUAAAGAGCUCAGAAGUGAUAUUGAUAAAAUUUUAGAGACAAUAACACCACAGGAUGACAUAACUCGGACACCUAGAAAACUAACUCAACUCAGUGAUUAGAAGGCUUCCGAGCUCAGAGCGUUUCUAAAUUAUUAUGGACCAAUAGUUUUAAAAAAUCGUUUAAAUGAAGUUCAUUUUCAACAUUUUGUAAUACUUGUUAAAUCAAUUCAUUUACUUUCUCAAGAAGAAAUUAGUCCAUCAGAUAUAAAUUUUGCGGAAACUUUAUUCACUCUUUUUAUUAUUGAUGUUGAAGAACUGUACGGUAAUAACAAAUAUUCUUAUAAUAUUCAUCAAUUAUUAUCACAUCUUCCACUUCAAGUAAAAAUGUGGGGACCACUCUGGGCUUGGUCCGCCUUUUCCUCUGAAGAUCAAAAUGGUGAACUUGUUAAAAUGAUACAUGGCUCUAAUAAAUUGACGUAGAAUUAUCCAAUACAGUUAAAAUUAUUCAAGCUUAUCGUAGUAUUAAGUAUCUUAUGCAUCCUGAAAAAACAUUAAAUGAGAACAGACGAUAUCUUUACGGACCAACUAUAAUUUAUGACAUAACAGCAAGCGAACUUGGAGCCAUCGCUUAUGCAACUCAUCGCACCAAAGAGCAGCUACUUGAAGAGCGCAUUCCUAUAUAUAGUAGAUGCAAAAUAAAUGAUGAAAUUUUCACAUCCAAAUUAUACACUCGGCAAAAAAAAAGCGUUCAAAUUUUUAUAUUCAAUGGAAAAAAGAUGAAUCCAUGUUCUGUGGUGCUAUUAAGUAUUUUAUAAAAGAGGGGGAAAAUUCUUACGCAGUAGUAAAUGAAUUGAUUGUUACCAAUGAUAGUAUUGAAGAAAUCAAAAACAAAGAAAUUGGAUUUAAUCUAAAUAAUAACAUUAAACACAUAUGAGGCAUUCUUUCUCAAGUGGGCCACCCCUUCUCUCCAUUUCAAAUUUAAUCCAAAAAUCUUUUAUAAUAGCUCAAAUUAAAGGUAAAAAUGUCAGCUUUUCAAUGCCGUUGGGCCCUUUUUGAAAUAUUAAUCUCCAAAUAAACUAUAUAUAAUUUAAUGACAAAAAACACUAUGAACAAUUCUUUUUCAUAUUAAAAAAAGAAGAAAAACCCAAUUUUAAAAAUGCUACAGGGCCUACAACAUUAAAUUAUAUGAUAAAUUAACAAAAUUUCAUAUUAUUUCCUAAAAUUAAAGAUGGCGAAUCCAAUAUGGCGCCCAAAAUUUAAAAAAUGUAUAAUUUUUGUUCAAACUCACCAUAAAAAGGUUAUUGGGAUCGCUGAUGACGAAUUUGGUGUUAGUUUUUCAAAAUUCAAAAUGGCGAAUCAAAAAUGGCGGACUUAGAAAUUAAAAAUUAAUCGGAUUUGUCUCAAAUUUGUUAUUUGGGGGUUUUUGG